Molecule: messenger RNA, 531 nt
Organism: Saxophila tyrrhenica
Lineage: Eukaryota; Fungi; Ascomycota; Dothideomycetes; Mycosphaerellales; Extremaceae
Exons: 2
Coding region: 1-531 (176 amino acids)
Source: RefSeq, a predicted model, not a curated record
AUGUCUUCCACCGACACAGGCGAGCUCAAGAUCGAGAACACCAACGUCAAGACUGGCCCUUCCGUCUCUCUAUCAAGCCAACAGAACACCCUGGUUGGCUCCGUCCUCGACCUCUUCGCCGGCCGCCCCUCCCUCGCCAAACUCCAGCUCUGGUCCGACGAUGCCACCUUCGAAGACCCCAUCACCGUAGCGAAAGGGCGCAAGCAGUACGAACCCCAAUGGUACGGUCUCCAGACAGCCUUCUCAGAGAUCGAGCGCCUGCAUCACGAAGUCACGUCAGCAGGCAACCCGAUCGAGAUGGAUCUGAAGACGAGAUACGUCGUCAAGGGCAUCGGCAAGGAGCAGGUCAUCGAUAGCAAGGUCAAGAUCUUCACGGAGGGGGACAAGAUCACGAAGGUGGAGGAUAGAUGGGACGGCAAGCUGCCCGAUAGCGGGAUUCAGAAUGCUUUCCGCCGCCUGAAUGCCAACAGUGUGCCGAUGAUGGUCGGCGUGCCGAAGAACGCUGAGGAGGACAAGCAGAGGGGCAACUAG